Molecule: messenger RNA, 2817 nt
Organism: Neolamprologus brichardi
Lineage: Eukaryota; Metazoa; Chordata; Actinopteri; Cichliformes; Cichlidae
Source: RefSeq, a predicted model, not a curated record
AUUUCUGUCGGAGUGAGCCCUCUGCCUGCGUUUUUCCUCUCUGGGUCUUGACGUGGCGGCCGCCAUAUUGUUUUGCUGUGUUGUCAGUGGAGAGCGGCGGCAGCUUCAGCGGCGCUUAUACCCAACAGUGUGAACCCCCCCUCCCACUUCCUGGUGGUUCCAUGGCGACCUUUCCAGAGUACAUCGCUCAGAAUGAGGAGCGCGACGGCGUCCGUUUCAGCUGGAACGUGUGGCCGUCGAGCCGGCUGGAGGCGACCCGGAUGGUGGUGCCGGUGGCGGCUCUGUUCACUCCGCUGAAGGAGAGGACCGACCUGCCCCCGAUCCAGUACGAGCCGGUUCUCUGUAGUCGCGCCACCUGCCGCGCUGUACUCAACCCACUCUGCCAGGUGGACUACAGAGCCAAGCUGUGGGCCUGUAACUUCUGCUACCAGAGGAACCAGUUUCCUCCGUCCUACGCCGGGAUCUCUGAGGUGAACCAGCCUGCCGAGCUGCUGCCUCUGUUCUCCACCAUCGAGUAUGUGGUUCAGAGGGGCCCUCAGAUGCCGCUGGUGUUCCUGUAUGUGGUGGACACCUGCAUGGAGGACGAGGACCUGCAGGCGCUGAAGGAGUCUCUGCAGAUGUCGCUGUCUCUGCUCCCGCCCACCGCGCUCGUCGGACUCAUCACCUUCGGUCGCAUGGUUCAGGUGCACGAGCUCGGCUGCGAGGGUAUCUCCAAGAGCUACGUCUUUAGGGGGACCAAGGAUCUGAACGCCAAACAGCUGCAGGAGAUGCUGGGUCUCACCAAACCUUCGGCCGCUCAGGGACGAGGACCUCAGGCGGCGCCACAGCAGUCAUUCAACAGGUUUCUGCAGCCGGUGCAGAAGAUCGACAUGAACCUCACCGACCUGCUGGGGGAGCUGCAGCGCGACCCCUGGCCUGUGACGCAGGGCAAGAGACCGCUGCGCUCACUGGGUGUCGCCAUGUCCAUCGCCGUGGGGCUUUUGGAGUGCACCUUUCCCAAUACUGGCGCACGCAUCAUGACCUUCAUAGGCGGCCCGGCGACGCAGGGGCCCGGCAUGGUGGUGGGAGACGAGCUGAAGACGCCGAUCAGGUCCUGGCACGACAUCGAGAAGGACAACGCCAAGUUCAUGAAGAAGGCCACCAAACACUACGAGUCUCUGGCCAGUCGAGCGUCCAGCAACGGUCACAUCAUCGACAUCUACGCCUGCGCCCUCGAUCAGACCGGCCUGCUGGAGAUGAAGUGCUGCACCAACUACACCGGGCUGAGACAGGAAGUACAGGUGAAUCCUCAGGAGAUCGGCACGGGAGGAACCUGUCAGUGGAAGGUCUGCGGACUGGAUCCGAGUACCACGCUGGCGCUUUACUUUGAGGUCGUCAACCAGCACAACGCGCCGAUCCCUCAGGGCGGCCGCGGGGCGAUCCAGUUCGUCACGCAGUACCAGCACUCGUCAGGUCAGCGACGCAUCCGGGUCACCACCACCGCCAGGAACUGGGCCGAUGCUCAGACGCAGAUUCAAAGCAUCGCGGCGUCCUUUGACCAGGAGGCGGCGGCCAUCCUCAUGGCGAGGUUGGCAGUGUACCGGGCAGAGACGGAGGAGGGGCCGGACGUGCUCAGGUGGUUAGACAGACAGCUGAUCAGACUGUGUCAGAAGUUUGGCGAUUACCACAAAGACGACCCGAACUCCUUCCGGUUCUCCGAGACCUUCUCGCUGUAUCCCCAGUUCAUGUUCCACCUGCGGCGUUCGCCGUUCCUGCAGGUGUUCAACAACAGUCCUGACGAGAGCUCGUAUUACCGGCACCACUUCAACCGGCAGGACCUGACGCAGGCGCUCAUCAUGAUCCAGCCGGUGCUCUACGCCUACUCCUUCAACGGCCCGCCUGAGCCCGUCCUGUUGGACAGCAGCAGCAUCCUGCCCGACCGAAUCCUUCUGAUGGACACGUUCUUCCAGAUCCUCAUCUACCACGGAGAGACUGUGGCUCAGUGGAGGAAGGCCGGCUAUCAGGACAUGCCCGAGUACGAGAACUUCAAACACCUGCUUCAGGCUCCGGUGGACGACGCCCAGGAGCUGUUGCACACGCGCUUCCCCAUGCCGAGAUACAUCGACACGGAGCAUGGCGGCAGCCAGGCUCGCUUCCUGCUCUCCAAAGUGAACCCCUCCCAGACCCACAACAACAUGUACACCUGGGGGCAGGAGUCCGGUGCUCCGAUCCUGACAGACGACGUCAGCCUGCAGGUGUUCAUGGACCACCUGAAGAAGCUCGCCGUCUCCAGCGCCGCCUGAGUGUGCCAUCGGCUCACCUGUCCUCAUCUGUUUGCUUUUUAUUUGUUUUCUUGCUGCCUGUGUUUCCAUGGCAACAGUCCACAAGCACCAUCAACCAAUCAGCAGCAGUUGUAACCUCACAGUGUAGAGAUGCUAUUGUUAAUUGGCCUUUUUAAAAAAAAUAAAGUUGCAUUUGAUUGGUUGAUCCUCUCAGACGGCAGCAGUGAUAGCUUUCACAAUAAAAGCCACUGUGUAGUUUUAGUCUGUGAAGCUUUUAUUGUGAAACAACAGCAGGAAGUGGUGGCCGUCGGGAGUUUUUCCCCCCCCUAAAAGGUUUUAAAUUGAUUUUAAAAUUUUAACAUGUGAUUUUUUUAAAUUUAGGAACAGGAAACAGGAAGUGAGGUGUUUUUUUUUUUUUUUUGUUUUUUUUUUGAAAGCAUGUGAUGUCACUGAGCGCGCGAAGCUGUCUGCUUGUGUUUGAACACUAACCGAGAACGAGCGCAGAGGUCCACCUCGCCACUGUUCUCGUCUUUCUAAUAAAAUCUGCAGAAUUUUA